Messenger RNA from Ictidomys tridecemlineatus (thirteen-lined ground squirrel), 5166 nucleotides. The record is from RefSeq and is a predicted model, not a curated record. NCBI's taxonomy places the organism in Eukaryota, Metazoa, Chordata, Mammalia, Rodentia, Sciuridae.
CUCUUGACGCAGCUUUGUCUGGGCUGUGGGGCGCGCGGGGCCCUUCGCGGCCGCCUGCCUCGGCCGGGCUUUAUUUCCCUUCCCCACAGGCUCAGGCAACCCGAAGCCUCGAGAGGCGUUCAGAAGCUCGGGCGACGAAGGUUGCUGUUUUUCACAAAAAAGUAAUUUUUGUGAAAACAUCCAGAAACUGUUCUACACUGUCCAGAUAAUAGGUGGAAUUGCAGCUUAGAACAUUUUUAUAAAGAAGACCCUGAGUAAUUAAAUAUCUAAAGCCCAUUAAAUGGAGCCCAGAACAGACUGGCUUUAUGCUGAAUUAUGCUUUACAAGGAGAUACAGAACUCAACAAGAUUAGGGUGUGUGCCGGUCCAACAAAAGCCCUUGGGUCUGUUUGACUUGUUCAAGUGUCCACUGUGGAAGGUAUGUGAAUGGCCAUGCAAAAAAACAUUAUGAAGAUGCACAAAUACCCUUAACCAACCACAAGAAGUCAGAAAAGCAAGAUAAAGCUCAGCAUACAGUGUGUAUGGAUUGCAGUAGCUACAGUACAUAUUGUUAUCGCUGUGAUGAUUUUGUGGUUAAUGACACCAAGCUGGGACUGGUACAGAAAGUCAGAGAACACUUACAGAACUUGGAAAACUCAGCUUUCACAGCUGACAGGCAUAGGAAAAGAAAACUUUUGGAAAACUCAUCUCUAAACAGCAAGUUAUUAAAAGUAAAUGGAAGUACCACUACCAUUUGUGCGACAGGCCUUCGGAAUUUGGGCAACACAUGUUUCAUGAAUGCCAUCCUUCAGUCACUCAGUAACAUUGAGCAGUUUUGCUGUUAUUUCAAAGAACUGCCCGCUGUGGAGUUAAGGAAUGGGAAAACAGCAGGAAGGCGAACAUAUCACACCAGGAGCCAAGGGGAUAACAAUGUGUCUUUGGUAGAAGAGUUUAGAAAAACACUCUGUGCUUUAUGGCAAGGCAGCCAAACUGCAUUUAGCCCGGAAUCUUUGUUUUAUGUUGUUUGGAAGAUAAUGCCAAAUUUUAGGGGCUAUCAGCAACAGGAUGCCCAUGAAUUCAUGCGCUACCUUUUGGACCACCUACACUUGGAACUUCAGGGUGGUUUCAAUGGAGUAUCCCGCUCAGCAAUUCUGCAGGAGAAUUCUACUCUGCCUGCAAGUAACAAAUGCUGCAUAAAUGGAGCAUCAACUGUUGUUACGGCUAUAUUUGGAGGCAUUCUCCAGAAUGAGGUCAACUGCCUCAUAUGUGGGACAGAGUCAAGGAAAUUUGAUCCAUUUCUAGACCUUUCAUUGGAUAUUCCAAGUCAGUUCAGAAGUAAGCGCUCUAAAAAUCAAGAAAAUGGACCAGUUUGUUCAUUACGAGAUUGUCUUCGAAGUUUUACUGAUUUAGAAGAACUUGAUGAGACAGAGUUAUAUAUGUGCCAUAAAUGCAAAAAGAAACAAAAGUCCACAAAAAAGUUCUGGAUUCAAAAACUGCCUAAGGUGCUAUGCUUGCAUUUGAAAAGAUUUCAUUGGACAGCAUAUUUAAGAAACAAAGUUGAUACUUACGUAGAAUUUCCACUGAGAGGCUUAGACAUGAAAUGCUACUUACUAGAGCCUGAAAACAGUGGCCCAGAGAACUGCCUGUAUGACCUUGCUGCUGUAGUGGUGCACCAUGGUUCUGGGGUUGGUUCUGGACAUUACACGGCAUAUGCAACUCAUGAAGGCCGCUGGUUCCAUUUCAAUGACAGUACUGUAACACUGACUGAUGAAGAGACAGUUGUGAAGGCAAAGGCCUACAUCCUUUUUUAUGUGGAGCGCCAGGCUAAAGCUGGAUCAGAUAAACUUUAAUACCUCCUCUGAAUCAUUAUUCAUCAACUAUACCGGGCAACAUUUCCAAUUUUCCAUAAAUACUUGAUCUAAGAUUUAAUUUCAUUAUGCACUUUUCAAUUUCCUGUUUUGGGUUUAGUUUUGUCAUUAGUAGUGACUUAUUGAACAUGGGCACCAACUAAUUUUUUGUUGUUCUACCAGAAAACCUCAGCAGACAUUUUGAUUUGCUGCUUUAGUUGUAAUAAUUCGAUUUUUAUAUGUAGUUUCAAGAACUUAGUUCUGUUUGCCUUUUUAUAUUAAUGUUUUCAGUUCUCACUUCAAGCACAUUUACAUCAGUGCUUUUGUUACUCUCACAUGCUGAAAGCAAGGCACGCUCUUGAGUGUGAAGAGUGACAUAACUGCCUGCUGCCUUUUUACAGCUGGGAUGGAUCAGGUUGACUCCCAAUCAAGGAUCAUGUGUGUGCGGAAUUUGUGGCCCAUAAGAUUUCACAGUGAAUGCUCAGUAAUCAUUCUUUUUGACUGUAAAAGAUAACUGAGAGUGCAUCCUUAAGUAGACCAGGUAAUUGCUGCUGGUGGUGUCUCAUGGCUGCUGAUUAUCAGCAAUAACUAAAUAAAUUUUUUGGUCCAGUUAUACCUGUACUGCAGAUUAAAAAAUUACUCUAUUUUCUGGGUUUUUCAGUUUAUAGAGUUUUUGUGUUUUCAUGGGGGGAGACAGGUCAGGAAUACAGAAAAAUCCAAAUAAGAACAAAUAUGUCAUAAUGUUUAAAAACGUCUGUGAGUCUGUUGCAUGGUACAGGUGCUAUCUGGUGAGAAAAAUCAUAGCUUCUCUUUGCCUUUUUGAAUCAGCAUCUAAAUCCCCCUUUAGUUGUAGCACUGGGAGUAACUGCAUGUCUACUUUAGACUUGCUUCUUUCUUGGCCAUCUGAGGAAGAGAUGAUCCACAAUUGAUGGUGGCCAUCACCUACACUCCAGGUGUCGUUGUGGGGUCUGCUUUUACAGAAGGAAGUUGGAGUCAUUGCUACUUUGGGUUUUAACUUUCUUGGCCUAUCCUGAGAGCAGAGCAAGUUAAAAAUAUUCUCACUUUGAAUAAGUAUAAUUUGUAUUCUUGAACUCAGUAGUGUUCGUUUCAAAAGUGUUGUCCAUAAAAAUAGGUACAGGCACUAUUUAGAUGGAGCUCAAAUUGAAAUUUGAACUCAGUCUCAUUUAAAGAAGGCAUUUGUGAUUGCUCAAGGGUUCUAAGACAGCUCUUUAAUUUUGAGGGGUGAUGGCAUUACUUGUAAAUUAUUUGGGGAGAGUAGGAUUGCCAGCACAGGCAUGCAGGCAUUGAACUGCAUGCCAUUUUCUUGUUCAUUUCUUGUCCCUGCCAUUCUUUCCUUCCUUUUCUCAACAAAGGACAAAAUACAUUUCAUGUUCAGCCAGGCAAGCAGACUUUUUGGCAAUCCUAUUUUCUUUUUUUUUAAUUUAAAGGAAAAAUAGUCAAAACUUUUUCUAGUGUAUGAAUGUAAAAGAAAGUCUGAUGGCUUUCCUCCUAGGUCAGUUGUUUAUAGUUAUAGGAGCAGAGGUGGCUUCUUUUCCUUCUGGAUAAAUCCCACAUUCUCUCAGAGCAGAACACAUUUGCUGGAUAAAUGUUUUAAUACGACAAAGAGCAAACGGCAGUUAUGUCUAAACUUGUGUUAUCUAAUAUGAUGGCCAUAUGUGGUUAUUUAAAUUUAAAAUUCAGUUCCUCACUCAUACUAGCGUCAUAUCUCAAGUGUUCAGCGCCCAUACCUGGCUAAGAUUGCGCAGGUCUAGGACAUUCCACAAUGGAUAGAGUUCUCUUGGACAACACUGGCCUAAGUUUUCACUCCAGAGAGUAAAACUUUAGGUCUUACAGUUAAGAAUCAGAGUCCUAGCAGGUAAUUAGCAUUUAAAAUAAUUUACAGCACCAAAUUAUAUUAGGUGGAACUAUAUGCAAAUAUAACAUUUGGUCUACAGAAAUGAGUUGGACUGAUUUAUGCUAAUCUAUCAAUCAGUACAUUAAAACACAUAUAACUGAAAAGUAAGUCUCCUCUGACCUUGCUUAGUUCUGCUGUGAGUCAGGCUCUUUGGCUCAGAAGGUAGACAGCUAGAUCAUCUAACAUCACACUUAGGACUCCAGUCUUGGCAUGGGCACUGAGAUGACUGAACAGUAAAGACUGGCAGAAUCCAUACUGAUGAAGACAUGUCUUUUCAUACUAAGUGGAACUUAGUGGCAGGCUGGACUACUUUGUUGGAGAAAGUGGUCUUCAGCCAGGCAGUACUGUUGGUUUAUGUGAAGAACACACCUCCUCUUUGAAUUUUUGUAGCAUUUUUAUUGCUCAAUUUUAAGCAGAAUAUUUAGAGUGGUAUCAUGAAGACUCUUGGAAAGUGAUUGGAUCCAUCCGAGUGCCCAUGAUGUAAAUGUGCCUAUUUGUAUUUUCAUCCUGUAGUUGUAGCCUUAUCAUACCGUGGUUAAUGGAUCUUUCUUUGCUCUUCAGGGCUUUUUCCGCGCCAUGUUGUCUCUAACCUGAAUGUGGCUUCUUGCUCAGAACUUAUGCUGAGGCAGGGCCUCAUGUCAUGUGGCUCCAUGGAACAGGAAAUUCUCAGAAGUCCUCCCACACAGGUGGGAAUAGAAACAGUUUGUGGCAACACAAAUCUCUCUCCAUGGUGGAGAAACCUUUGCUUAUCCACUGUAUUCUACUCAGUGUAUAGUGAUGACAGAUAUAAUAGAAUUAAACCAGUCAAGCGUGCUGGGCCUGGUUAAGUGUUAAAUAUGUGUCUCAACCUGUGGAACCUACUCAACAGCAUGGUUUCUGGGGUGGGACAUAUUUAUUUCUUAAGCCAAACCGCUCCUUCAUUGGAGAAAGGUGUCUUCAGACAGACAGUGCUGUUUUAGUGUACAUAAAUCUUUUUAGACAUAUUUAUCCCAUUGUGACUUCCACCAUCCCCUAAACUCUCUCAUGGACCCUCUGUUGCUGAAGGAGCCUCUGCACUUGGGGCCUGGAAAGGCUCAUAGCAAGGCCUUUUCCCGCAGUCAGGUUGUGGGUCCCCUGUGACCAGGUGUGGCCAUUGGAUGAUGCCCCUGGCCCAGGAAGGAGCAGUGUGUGUGUGGAAUUGUCUCUGGUCCAGGUCUCUGCACCUCAUCACUGGUGCAGAACCUCCUCAGGUGUGAGCGUGACAGCCUCCACAUGCUGGUUGUGCUGUGACGUGACUGUUUGCCAUUAAAACUUAGUGUGUAUUAUGCAAAGAGGAUUGUUUAAUUGUGCAAGUGACUGGUUCAUUCAAGUUGUAAUCACAUCCCUUUUCUGCUUCACCAGCCUCAACUAUUCUAUGGAAAGUAUCAUUAAAGGUCUGUUCUCUUUC